This is a messenger RNA of Bacillus rossius redtenbacheri, 4670 nucleotides long. RefSeq names its product pleckstrin homology-like domain family B member 1. The transcript is spliced from 20 exons. The coding region runs from base 146 to 3907 and encodes 1253 amino acids. Gene Ontology annotation, molecular function: protein binding. The record is from RefSeq and is a predicted model, not a curated record. Lineage: Eukaryota; Metazoa; Arthropoda; Insecta; Phasmatodea; Bacillidae.
UCGGUUGUUUUGAUGACAUAACAUUCGGUAUUUCAGUGCGGACAGCGGUAGAUAGUUAGUUGUGUUCAUGCAAUGUUGUUCAUGUCGCGAAGAUUGAAAGAAAUUUGGAUCUUAACCACUCGUUUGUAACUGCUUCAAGCGCUGGAUGACGAUGGCGACGCUGCAGAAGGACGGGGUGGAAGUGCUGGAGGCGGGCCGGGCGCUCAAGGUGCAGGCGGACUCCCCUCACCUCGUCAGCAUGGGGGGCGGGCGCCUCAGCACCGCCGUCACCUUGCACCCUCUGCCUCCAGGCCGCGUGACGCUCGGCUCGAGCCCGGCCUGCGACGUGAUGGUGCUGGGCACCGGGGUGCAGCCGGCGCACUGCCACAUCGAGAACAGCCACGGCGUGGUGACCCUGCACCCGCUCGCCGACAUGACCGCCGUUGACGGCCUCAAGGUCACCGCCCCGACCCGCCUCAUGCAAGGCUGCAUGAUCUGCAUCGGCCGCUCCAACUACCUGCGCUUCAACCACCCAGCGGAGGCGCGGCUCAUGAGGAGCAUCCUGCCCAACAGCCGCAUAUCCAUGAUGCCUCUGAGCCUCUACAGCGGAGACAGCACGGACGGCAACGGCCAAGCCCUGGACAAGAAGCCGCCCAUGGCGCCGCGCAGGUCGCCGCGCGACAGCUGGGGCGACGUGAGCAACAGCAGCAGCUGCAACAGCGGCAGCAACGACGAGUGCUGCGCGCCGGGCAAGGCGGCGAGGGCGCGCCUCCUGUCCCCCAAGGUGUUCCCGCCGGGCAGCGCCACCGUCAACUCCCCCGCCAGCGCCGUGCUGGGCUCGGCGCGCCUGCCCGCCGCGCUCAGGAACGGCUCCCCCACCUACCAGAACGUGCCCUCCCCGCUGAACGGCGACUCGGGGUCGUCGGGGUCCCAGGGCGGCACCCCCGUGCCGCCCAGGCCGGCCCCCGGGGACUCUCGCAGCGUCACCUCCAGCCCGGCCUUCGACGGCAGGGAGCGGUCCUCCCCGUCGCCCUCCGUCCAGAACGGCCGGCUGUCCGAGGCGGCGGCGGAGCGCGGCAGGCUGCACUCGGUCCCCAGCCCGGCCUUCAACCGCAGCCCGGGGCCCUCUGGCGGGGCGGGCAGGCGGAGCGCGACCCCGUCGGGCCACCGGCGCACGCUGUCCGCCGGCCACGACCUCGCCAGCUACGACUCCAGCUGCAGCCUCGACGAGAUGACCGCCCGCAGCGAGGAGCUGGAGCACAAGAGGCAGCAGGCACAGCAGGAGAGGCUGCAGGAGCAGGAGGUGCAGAAGCAGGAGCGAGCCCGUCUGGAGGAGAUACUUGCCAUGUGCGCGGAGUACGAGCGCCAGAACAAACCUCCCGUCACGCCCAACGUUCAUCAGAACAGAAUAAAGACUAAUGGAUCGCUUCCUCGGGACAAGAGGCUGCCGUCCCCCGGCGUGACGGCGGCUGACGGGGACGAGUCACCUGAGGUGUUCACCUUCGACACCAGUUCAGCGGCCAUAUUCCCGAGAAUGCCCAUGCUGGAUUCGUCAGCUCAGAGUGUCAGUUUGAGCUCGGGUCCGGGCCCAAGCAACACCUCAACUCCUGUGAGCAGUCGGACAGCCUCUGGUCCCGCAGUGGGAAGGAGUCCCUAUGAGAAUGUUGUGUUGGUGCACCCACAAAGCCCCAGGACUCGCAUCAAGACUAUUGCGUCAUCUUCGGCAAAGGAGCAGUCAUCAAGAGAUAAUCUGGAUGUGCUAGAGCACAGCAGGUUGUCAUCAUCCAACGACUACGAGUACAUAGUGCUUCGAGGAGGCUGCAAUAACUCGUCCAGCGAAUCUCAAAACAGUGUGUCACAGCCUGUGAACUCUAUUAAAAACAUUGAUUCGAGUCCUAAGAGAAGGUCAUUCGAGAGAGACAAAUUCAUCCGGCCUCUGGAAGAAAAACUGGAUAAAAGAGUACCUGGCACAGAUCUUACUGACUCAAGUUCAGUGCAGUCCACGACUAAUAAUAAUAAUAAUAAUGCAGAAGUGAUUUCAGUUAUUUCUAAACGGCGUGGAAUGUCUAAAGACAUUGAGAUAAACUUCAGCAACAAAGACCAAAAUUCACAUGUUCCAUUGGACCAGACUGAUUCCAUACAUGAAGUCAACCAUCAAAACCAAAGAAAGUUACCGGGAGAUGAGGUGGACGGCUUGCGGAAGGAGCGGGCCAAACUGCUGGCUGCGAUGUCCGGACUGAAACGCAAAGUGGCAGACAUUGAACAACAGGAAGAGGAACUGCUCACGGAGCUGGAGAUGGAGCGGGCGCUGGUGGACGGGGAACGAGCCGCCCAGCGGGAGAAGCUGUCCCAGGAGCAGGAGAGGCUGGGCGUGCUGAGGGGGCGGGUGGCGGGUCUGGACCGCGACGCGGAGCAGUGCCGAGCAGAGGACCUGCAGCGGCAGGCCGACUGCAAGAAGAGGCUGCAGGCCGUUGAGGGGCAGAUCGCCAGGUUGGAGAAGGAGCUGGAGAGCUGCUGCGACGUGGACUGGCAGCAGGAGCUGACGGACAACUUGAAACACAAGCUGGAGCUGUUGGAAGCCGAGCGGAAGGUGUUCGAGGACCUGGAGUUCCGCCAGCUGGAGGAGGAGGCCAACUUCCUGGCGGGUCGCGAGGAGGUGCAGCGGGAGAUAUCGGAGCUGACCACCAGGGUGCAGUGCCGGCAGCUGAGGCUGCAGGAGCUGGACGACCAGAGGGCGGAGGCGGCGGAGGCCGUGCGGCAGGAGAGUCACGACAUGGAGAAGGUCCUCAUCGCCCACCUGCGCCGCCUGGAGGAGGUCCGCAACAGGCUGCGAGCGAUCGAGAGGCGGAUGGAGGAGUUGGCGGGGCAGUCCGUCAUCAGCAGCCAGGACUCCAGCCCGGACGACGGAGAUGAGGUGGGCUCCCAGCAGGUCACCAGGGGCCCGAAGCAGUCUCAGGAUGACCUCGACCGCAUAUCGCGGGUCACCUCCGGUGCGCCGAUGGAAGUGUGCUCGGGUUCGCUUGGGCGCAAGACGCUUGAGUCGCUCAAGGAGAUCGAGCGCAACAGGCAGCGACAUCUUGCCCAGCAAGGGAGCCAGGUGAUCGAGCAGGAGAGGAAGCGCGUGCAGGAGCUGAAGCAGCGCGUGCAGGACGAGGUGCGAGCCGAGUGGGAGCAGCGGCGCGGCCGCGAGCCCAACUGCGACAGCUUCAACAGCGAGGAGUCCAGCCUCACGUCCGGCGACGUGCCGACCGAGAGCACUUCCAGCGACGACGCCUUGGAGAAGCAAGCUGCCGCCCCGGGGAGCUCCGACAGCGCAGACAGGAACGAAGCCGAACUGUCCGCCGGCCAGAAACUUGGACUGAUGAGAGAAAGGGAGCUGGCCAGAGAACGAGAUGAAGAAGAAACUCGACCCUUGUCCGACGGUUCAAAUUACGAGCACCAUUUAGCUACAAAGAUGCGGACUAAAAUGGACAAGAAACAGCGACCACUGACCCGAUACCUGCCCAUCAGGAGUGAGAGCCUGAACUUGCGGGCCCACAUCGAGACAGCGGGACACCAGGUGGAGCUGUGCCCCCACGUGAUCAUAGACUCGACUUCUUGCCGGGGUUACCUGCACAAGAUGGGCUCCAAGUUCCACCACUGGAACAAGCGCUGGUUCGUGUUCGACCGCUCCAAAAGAACACUUGUGUACUACGGUGAUCGCACAGAAAAGAAGGUCCGGGGUGGCACGUACUUUCAGGCCAUAGAGGAGGUGUACGUGGACCACCUGAACUCGGUGAAGUCGCCCAAUCCACAGCUGACGUUCGUGGUGAAGACCAACGAGCGGUCGUACCACCUGAUGGCCCCUAGCGCUGAAGCCAUGAGGAUCUGGGUGGACGUGAUAUUCACCGGAGCAGAAGGCUACCAAGAGUUCGAGCACGGCUCUUAGGACGUGGUCCCUGCGACCGUUGGUAUGCCCUGCGAGCAAUACACCGUUUUCUUUUGCUCCGGCAAAAGAUAACCACGUUGUAACAGUCUGUCACGAGCAGCUGCGAUGGGAAUUCGCUUCUGGGAUAAUCACUUUGAUCUGUUGCGAAGCUAUUUUUUUUUGUGUCCAUCCACUUGUGAUACCAGAUUUGUACAUUUUGUAAUAUUUGUUUAUAAACUUUUAACUACCUGUUUACUGUAAAUGAACUGAAAUAUAUUUUGCUAUGAUACUUUUUAAGGUAGCCAUAAUGUAUACAUAUUUAUGGAUUUUAGAACAGUUUAGUUAUGUACAAGCCUACAGAGCUGAAGACUAGUAUAUGUGAUUUAAUUUUUGAAGAUAUGAAUGAACAUGUGCCAGUAUGAAGUCAUGUAAAACAAUUUUUUUAUUUGUAUACAUAUUAACUUUUUCAUAUCAUAUACACAAACAACUUUGCCUUUAUAAAAUAGGAAUAUUGAAUAAUUGAGUAUGAUAUAAAAUGACAAUACAAAAAAAUAAUACUGUAAAUGUAACAUUUAUGGCAGCUUGAGUUGUAGCUUGUUAUGAUUUAGUGUUGUAUAAGUUACCAAAAAAAUACAGCCAUAUCUAUAAUUGUGUGCAAUACUACUAUUAAUUUAAACCUAUGUACAGUAUUUUUACAUGUAAUGAACAUGUUAUGUACCGCACACAAAUUGCCUGUCUGGAAUUGUAUACAUAUUUGUUGCAAUAAAUAAUGAAACUCUUGAAA